GGGUUGCUGUCUGUAAUGUGUGUAGGGGUCAACACAGAUAUGAUCCCGGAACUUUGCCGUGGUCGUAUCACUGUUCAUACAGAGCUAUAUAUGUAAUCACGUGAAGAUUGGAACAACAAAAAGCUUCCUGGUGUACAGACUCUUCGCUAUGGAGGGCGUCAGACUGGCUGUCCUGAUGUCUUUCUGUCUGCUGGACAUUACAUCUGCCCGCUGCCCGGCAGGGAAAUACGGCAACAAUUGUGCUUACACAUGUAACUGUCAUCACACAGUGUGUUAUUCUACAGUUGGAUGCCUACCGCAGACCUGCAACCCUGGAUGGUCGGGAAGAACAUGCCAGAAGAAUAAUGUUGCACUUCGCAAACCAGCUGCAGCUAGUAGCAUCUACUUCCAACCAAGCAAUGCGGUGAACGGGGUGAAAACCGGAUAUAGCGACACUACAACAUGUAUGCAUACACAAUUCCAUGAUGCUGCCAUUAGGGCCGCCUGGUGGAUAGUGGAUCUUGGACAGACAACGUCAAUACAUUACGUCAGCAUAUACUUCAGGAAAGAUUAUAAGGUCCGGCGGAACGGUAUCAAGAUCUACAUAGCUGACACUGUGUUCUCCCCAACUGAUGGAGUCAACUGCUACAACGUGAUAGGUAACAUCAACGGGACAGACAUACCUGAUGUUUUGACUGCCACGUGUUCUGGUAGAGGGCGCUAUCUAGUUCUGUACACCACCACUGUAAACAACGAAAUCAACAACGUCAUCGUACCUGUCCUGGAUUUCUGUGAAGUGGAGAUUAAUGUAUGUGGCCCUGGUACUUUCGGUGCUGACUGUGACAACUACUGCCACUGCGACGGCGAUGUGUGUGACUACGUCAGCGGCGUCUGUCCAAGUGGAGUCUGUCUGCCAGGCUUUCAAACAGAAAGGUGUGACACAGCGUGUAUCUAUGGCAGUUAUGGAACAAACUGCAAUCAGAAGUGUUCAGACAGGAAUUGCAAGGGCGACAACUCUAGCUGUGACAGAUCCACGGGGGAGUGUGUUGGCGGCUGCAAGGCAGGUGGAAUGGAAUAGACUGCACACAGAAGUGCGUAGUUACCUACGGAGACAACUGUGCUCGCCUAUGCUCUGCCAGAAACUGCAGUGGAACGUCGUCAUCCAGCUGUGAUCACGUGACGGGGAAGUGUGACGGAGGCUGCAAGCCCGGCUGGAAGGACAAUGACUGUACAACAGUGUGCACCCAGGGUUAGAGUACGGAGCUGACUGUGUGGG
Haliotis rubra (blacklip abalone) is the source of this 1255-nucleotide messenger RNA. RefSeq names its product multiple epidermal growth factor-like domains protein 10. Lineage: Eukaryota; Metazoa; Mollusca; Gastropoda; Lepetellida; Haliotidae. The record is from RefSeq and is a predicted model, not a curated record. The transcript is spliced from 8 exons. Bases 149 to 1057 code for a protein of 302 amino acids.